AGUUACGCACCCCAGACGAUUUCCUAGCAGCGUUACUUUGGGCUGGAAUAACUGGUAGAGAAUGGCCAAAGCGCACACGUCUCUUUGCCUCUAUAAAAACCAAGUACGGCACACCCAUUUUCGAAAAACGCUUCGAAGACAAUGUCGAUGGACAUGCAGAAAUAGCAAUGCUUAGAAGCAGCAACUUUCUGGACGUAGUAGAGAAAAAUCAUAACAUCGAAAUCACUCUGACUUUAAACUACUCCCCCUGUAGUAGCUGUGCAAAGGAGUUAAAAAAAAUUUAUGAGAAGGACCCGUAUAACUCAAAUAUCAAAAAUUUCACCAUCCAGUUUUCACACUUAGAUAUGAUAGACGAAGAGAAAAAUAAAACUGGCCUCCGAAACCUAAACGAAGCAGGUGUAACCUUACAAGCUAUGAAUGCAGAGUCGUGGCGUGAAGUUGGAAUUGAUCUUGAGUCUAUACCUCCCUUGGGAAAAAAAAGAAUAAAUGAAAGAGACAACAAAACUGGCAGUGUUCUACUGAGACAAGUGCUCAAUAGAAAUUUCUUAAAAACGUUACUUUUGACUGGAGUAACUGGUACAAAAUGGCCAAAACGCACAUAUCUCAUUGUCUCUAUCAAAGCCGAGGACGGCAAAUCCAUUUUCGAAGAACGCUUCCAAAACAGUUGCAAAGAACAUGCAGAAAAAGUAAUGCUUAGAAACCUCAACUUUCUUGACGUAGUAGAGAAAAAUAUUAACAUCCAAAUAACUCUGACUUUAAACUAUUCCCCCUGUAGUAACUGUGCAAUCGUUUUAAAAGAAUUUUAUGAAGAGGAUGUACAUAAGUCAAAUAUCAAAUAUUUCACCAUCCAGUUUUCAUUCAUAUAUUACGUAAAAAAUAAGGAAAAUAGAACUGGCCUCCAAAACCUAAGCGAAGCAGGUGUAACCUUACAAGCUAUGAAUGCAGAGUCGUGGCGUGAAGUUGGAAUUGACCUCGAGUCUUUUACUCCCGAGGAUAAAGAAAAAAUAAAUAAAAGAGACAACGACACUGCCAACGAUCUAAAUGAAGUGCUCUUUACAAACAAGCAAGAUCAGGACGAGUCUGUUGACGAAUUGUCUUCACAAUUGAACGCAAAGUUAAGAGCUAAGGAAACUUGA
This is a messenger RNA of Stylophora pistillata, 1136 nucleotides long. Its product is annotated as DNA dC->dU-editing enzyme APOBEC3. NCBI's taxonomy places the organism in Eukaryota, Metazoa, Cnidaria, Anthozoa, Scleractinia, Pocilloporidae. Gene Ontology annotation, biological process: cytidine to uridine editing. Gene Ontology annotation, molecular function: cytidine deaminase activity; RNA binding; zinc ion binding. The record is from RefSeq and is a predicted model, not a curated record. Gene Ontology annotation, cellular component: cytoplasm; nucleus.